Molecule: messenger RNA, 1245 nt
Organism: Naegleria lovaniensis
Lineage: Eukaryota; Heterolobosea; Eutetramitea; Acrasida; Naegleriidae
Exons: 3
Coding region: 1-1245 (414 amino acids)
Biological process (GO): pyruvate decarboxylation to acetyl-CoA
Cellular component (GO): intracellular membrane-bounded organelle
Molecular function (GO): pyruvate dehydrogenase (acetyl-transferring) activity
Source: RefSeq, a predicted model, not a curated record
AUGAUGAAAAAGUUGGCCAUCAACACAACGGCUAAGCGUUGUGGCUCAGUGAGUACCGAGACCAUUCAAAAGAUGUUGUUCUCUCAACAACACAGAUUUGAAUCCAAGGCUCAUGUUUUCAAGAUUGAUAAGGAAAAGGCAUACAAAUUCCAUCUUCCACAAAAACACAUGCAAGGUAUCACAUUCACAGGUCCAAAGGAACAAGUUGAAUUUACCAAGGAAAAGUUAAUGGAAAUGUAUCGCUUGAUGGCUUUGAUUAGAAGAUUUGAAUUGGUUUCUGACCAACAAUACAAGGCUCGUAACAUUCGUGGUUUCUGUCACUUGUACAGUGGUCAAGAAGCUGUCUGUGUUGGAAUUGAAGAAGCAACUACUCGUCAAGACUCCAUCAUUACUGCUUACCGUGACCAUGGUUUCCAAUUGGUGAGAGGAGGAAGUGUUGAAAGUACUAUGGCUGAGCAGUUAGGUCGUGUUACUGGUUGCAGUAAGGGAAAGGGUGGUUCAAUGCACAUGUACAAUGUUCCAAACAAAUUUUAUGGUGGUAACGGUAUUGUAGGUGCUCAAGUCCCAGUUGGUGCUGGUUUGGCUUUCGCUCAUCAAUAUUUGGAUAGAUUGAACAAGAAGGAUGUUAAGGAUAGAAAUGUCUGUUUCACACUUUAUGGAGACGGUGCUGCUAAUCAAGGACAAGUUUUUGAAGCAUUCAACAUGGCCAAGUUGUGGCACAUUCCAGUCGUCUUUGUCUGUGAAAAUAACAAGUAUGGUAUGGCCACUCCUGUGGGUCGUUCCAGCGCCUCUACUGAUUACUAUGAAAGAGGAGAUUACAUCCCAGGUAUUUGGGUUGAUGGACAAGACAUUUUCGCUGUCUAUGAGGCUUCUCGUUAUGCUAAGGAGUAUGCUCAACAAUAUGGUCCAAUUGUUCUUGAAACUGAGACUUACAGAUACUAUGGUCACUCAAUGUCUGAUCCAGGUAUCACCUACAGAACAAGAGAAGAAGUCCAACAAGUAAGAGCAAGCAGAGAUCCAAUUGUUAGAAUGAAGAAUCGUUUGAUUGAACAAGGUAUUGCAACUGAGGAUGAAUUCAAGGCAAUUGAUGAGCAAGUCAAGGAUGAAGUUCAACAAGGUACUGAAAAGGCUCUCCAAGCUCCACUUCCACCAGCUCAUGAGCUUGUUGAGGAUGUUUUGGUUGACAAGGAAUACUUUGUUAGAGGAAGAUGGAUUGGUGAAACAUGGAAUGUAGUUCAACAAUAA